ACUUUCUCUCAGCUCCCCUCAUUCACACAAGCUCCUUCACUGCACUGGACUGAAAUGUUUUCUUUCUCGACUUGGGCCACCAGAGAUGAUGAUGAUGAUGAUGAUGCUUCAGAGUAACUCUUCAUAAAGCUUGCUGGAGAAAAAGGGCAGAGUUGCAGCUGAUGGGCUGCUGCUGCUACUCUUUCUAUCUUUAUCCCUCUUUUAAUUUGGACACUGGGGAGAAAUAAAUAGCUCCACACACACUGUUGGGAGGCAAAUGAAUGGAGGAGACUCGUGGGGAUUUUCCCAAGGCUGAAGGCACACCAAGAGAUCCUAAAUGGACCAAAAUGCAUUUGGCAGAAUAAUUUCAAACGUUGUUUUCGAACAUGUUCUUGCAAGGAAUUUAAUUUCUUAACUUUUUUUUUGUGGAAUUUAACCAGAAGAGUUGUAUGUUUGGGUCAAGCAUGUAUUCUUUAAUGCUGCUUCACCAGUGGAGUCUGGCUGUGAUCUUGCUGUGUUCCCCAGUGACUUUUGAAGGGAGACCGGCUGAUGCACUCAUUAACAGACCGAGAAGGUCGGUGAGCCACGCCCAGUUGAUGCAUGACAAGAGCCGUUCCAUCCAGGAGCACAGGCGCAAAACGUGGCUGCAGCAACUGCUGGAGGAGGUGCACACGGCUGGUGAACACGCUCCACCUGUGCAGAGCAGGACCCAGGGCCAAACGUCCAGUGGGAACGUUCUACACCAGAAGCCCCAAGGGGCCAGCAAGGACCUUCUAGAGAAGUUUAACGUGGACAGAAUAGGUCCUCACCUCCCCCAGGAGACCAUCAAGGCUUCGCCAUACAAAGACCAGGACUUAAAAGUUACCACCAAGAGGAAAAAAAAGGUCCGGUUAGGCAGGCGCAGAGAGAAUGAAAAGAAGAGGAGAAGAACCCCUUCUGCCGUUGGAAAUGGGCCAUGAAUGGAUGAGGACCAAUGGGACCUUUUUCUAAUGGUGCUGCAUUAAGACACUGAUGAGGACUGACACCUGGCGGACUGUCUCAGAAGUCAGGGUCAUGCUUGUAUGAUAAAAUAGUCAUAUUUUUGUUUUUUGCAUACUUUCUGGAUUUUUUAACAUGAAGUCUUAGGUCCAUAUUUAUUAGUAGGAUCUCCGCACCUGUAACUUGGAUGUCCUUUGUAUGCCUUGUAAUCUAUAACCAAACUUGUACACAGACUGAGCAGACUAGGAAAUGUUUAUUUCCUUUGGUACAGGAACCACAUAAAGGAGGUUAAGAGAACUACUUUCCUUUGGCUCUGCAAAUGUCGACCAUCUUGAACCAGGAAUUCUAAGAAAACCUUUCAGUUAAAACAGUCAUGAAAAAGAAGGUACACCCUUUUUCACACGGAUUUAAUGUUAAUCGGCAAGUUUGAGUGUAAAAAAAACAAAGAAUAUGCAGUUUAAGCAGUUUUAACAGCAACAAAGUAUGUAGAAAGAAGGGCAAGACAAAGAUCGGGAGGAUAGCUGCAUGUGCUAGUGUGCAUGUGCUGCCCAUCUUUUCUUCUACAAAUAAAUAAAAGACAGAAGAGGCUGUCUAAGUGGAAAAAGGCCUGAAUUGUUCUAGCAGAGUGUCUGACUAGCAGGGCUGUGAGUUGUUCAUUGUGCUCCUUUUUUGACUUUAGAUGGCUCUGUUAUGCUUCACUCAGGGCAGAAGUUUGAACAUCCAGGAUGUGUGGGGUUAGGGGCUCUUUUUUGGGUCUAGACCAGUUAGUUAUGCAGUUUUGUAAAUGAUUAAUAAAUCCUUUUAGCUUUGCCAGCUUCUAAAAUUAUUUAUUUUUAACUUUUGUUAUUCAUCAAACAACCAUAGGAAUUUACUGAACCAACUAUUGCAGUAACGACUUAAGUGAAGUCAUGAGUCUCACAUUAACACAGAUGAGUUUUUGAUGCACUCCUUACUAUAUAAUGUUGCUUAGAUAUUGUUUUAUAUGACCCAAUUCUAGCUCAGUUUUGGAAAUAUGGUCUUUAACAAUAACCUCAAGAGUUCUUUAGUAUGCAAACCAGCUUAUGGUCAGUAAAAAGGUUAAAAUUGUCCCACAUCCAGUGGAUGACAAACAAGCCCAAAUCAUCAGCCCUCCACCACCAUGCUUGACAGCUGGUAUUGGAGUGCUUCUAUGUCCUCUGUUCGGCUGCCAUUAAAUAUGCAGUUUUGUUUUAUAGCGCAACAAAUGGGAAUUGUCCAAAAUAUAUUGAUCCAAAAGGUUAUAAGUGAACAACUUUACAUCUUUGUAGCUUUGCAGAAAGGACGGUUUUCUGCAAACCCUCUUAAUGGGACAGAUUUAUUUACCCAGCCACUAGAACCUGAGAUGCAGCUUUGUUGUCGUUUAUCAGAACAUUGCCUACUGUAGGUCACUAUGCUGGAACAUUUUCUCCUAGGAAGAUUGGUAGCUGUCCUAAAUUCUUUUCAACACACAUAGACUUAAAGGCAUCAAAAGCAGAUUUUCCUCCUUGGUAUUAUGUUAGAAAACAUUGAAAUAAUCCAGAUCAGCAAACUGCAUAACCCCCUGCUUUAACUCUAUAGCUUACACCUGGCAAUAGCUCUGAUCUGGUGAGGGUGAACUCUCUUUUUAAAUGACUGUACCUCUGUUUCAAAUGGUUCAGCCAUAAUUUAUUUCAUUUUUAAAAUCUAUAUUUAUUUUGUGAAUGUAUCAUGGUGCUGCUGAUUUAAUUCCAUUAUGCACUUUAGUAACAUCCUGUAUAAGUUCCUUUGUGGUUGAAUUUUUGCAUAGGGGCUGUUGUUGAUGGUACUGCUUUCCUUCCUCACUUCAGAUCCCUCAUGGACUCAUAACUUAUCAGAAGCAGCAUCGGAUUUAGCUUCUGUUGAGUUGAGCUGCAGUUUGUGUGUUUGGGAUAAGCCAAAGCCAGGGGCUCGACCCAGCUUCAUUGUUCUGGACUUGCACUGAGGGAUUGCUGUACAUGUUCCAGUUAAUCAAACAUUAAAAAAGUAGC
Cyprinodon variegatus (sheepshead minnow) is the source of this 2960-nucleotide messenger RNA. RefSeq names its product parathyroid hormone-related protein-like. Gene Ontology annotation, biological process: osteoblast development; adenylate cyclase-activating G protein-coupled receptor signaling pathway; bone mineralization. The transcript has 3 exons. The record is from RefSeq and is a predicted model, not a curated record. Gene Ontology annotation, cellular component: extracellular region. Gene Ontology annotation, molecular function: peptide hormone receptor binding; hormone activity. Lineage: Eukaryota; Metazoa; Chordata; Actinopteri; Cyprinodontiformes; Cyprinodontidae. Bases 429 to 938 code for a protein of 169 amino acids.